UAAUUACAGAUUGGCAACUUCGUACUCAUUCAUUCGACGAAUUACGCUUUCCGUAUCGAAACUUCGCACAAUCUUAACGAUAUUUAAAGAAUUCUCGACAUAUUUGAAGAUUUUAAGUGAAAAGAUCUAUUCGUUAACCAUUUUAUCCAAGUGCUCAUGCAAUGGGACGGCGUAAGAAAGAGGACAAUAGUGACUCUUCAGAACACUGGGAUGAAUCUGAUUCAUCGGUUGAUGUUGAGGAAGUGACCACGUCUGAUGACGAUCAUGGCAACAGAAGGAUCACUCGUCAGUCCACCCGCAUUGUUACCAGGGCAACAAACCAAGUCAUGAGGAUGAGGGAGCAGUCACCUAUGAAGACUGGGAAGGGCGAGAACAGAAAAUCAUCGGAGAGCUCUGACAAUGAACCGCCACCUGCACCCACCGAUACAGCAGAUAAACCCAAGAAGAAAGGUCGUAAGAGGGGCAAGUCUGAGGCCCACCCGUCGGAUACGGAGUCUGGUGCUUCGCUCAAUGGAGGAGCUCCCAAAAAGAAGAAAAAGAGAAAAAGCGUGAAAGGAGAUUCUAAGCUUACCAAUGGAGAGCUUUCAAGUGAUAAAGAGAGCGGAGACGGAGACAAGAAAAGGAAGAGUAGGAUUAUUGCCGAGCAGCAGCUUUUGAAAUCAGAGAAUGUGGAAUUGAGAUGCCCGGUACCAGGAUGCGAUUCAAGAGGGCACUUCACUGGUAAAUUCACCAAACAUCGUACAUUAUGGGCUUGUCCCCUGUAUCAUAACAUGACGGCUGAAGAAUGUCAGGCCAAAGCUGAUGCUAGGGCAGAGAAGAGACGUAGCAGACAUCAAGAGCAAGAGAACGAUGAGAAGAAGGCGUUACGACAAUCGAACUCAUCUCGUGCCCAACAGCAAAAGCGCUACCAGGUGCAGGAGCUUCGGAGACAACGCAAGGAUCUUUCGGAGGAUCUCAAGGUCAAGAGUCGACAGCACCGGGAGGAGUUCCACAAGUCCAGAGAACCUCUCCUCAAUGGGAUCACAUCACAAUUUGACUUGGACCUGUUUCGUGAGGCACAGAUGCGAGCCUCGGAAGAGAUGGAGAAGUGCGGCUUGGGCAACCCUGGCGAAGGCACCGUCAAGAAGCUGGAGUUCGGGCGCUUCGAGCUCAACACAUGGUACUCGUCCCCUUACCCUGAGGAAUACGCAAGACUUCCAAAGCUCUACAUCUGUGAGUUUUGCCUCAAGUACAUGCGAAGCUCGACUAUCCUCAGACGACAUCUUGCCAAGUGUGUCUGGAGACAUCCCCCAGGGGAUGAGAUCUACAGGAAAGGCAACAACUCAGUAUUUGAAGUGGACGGCAAGAAAAACAAGAUCUAUUGUCAGAAUCUAUGUCUACUUGCCAAGCUCUUUCUGGAUCAUAAAACUCUCUACUACGAUGUUGAACCAUUCCUCUUCUACAUCAUGACAGAGAAUGAUUCAUCUGGUUGUCAUAUUCUUGGCUACUUCUCUAAGGAGAAGAACUCUUUCCUGAAUUACAAUGUAUCCUGUAUACUCACGUUACCACAGUAUAUGAGACAAGGAUAUGGAAAGAUGCUGAUUGAUUUCAGUUACCUACUAUCUAAGAGAGAGGAGAAGAUUGGUUCUCCUGAGAAGCCUCUAUCUGAUCUUGGCCUAAUCAGCUAUAGAAGCUAUUGGAAAGGUGUUCUACUUCAAUAUCUUCAUAAAUUAGAUGCCAAGGAAAUAUCCAUCAAAGACAUCAGUCAAGAGACAGCAAUCAACCCGUAUGACAUCGUCAGCACACUGCAGUCAAUGUCGAUGCUCAAAUACUGGAAGGGAAAACAUCUGGUGCUAAAGAGACAGGACCUCAUUGAUGAAUACCUCUCAAAGGAGAAGGAAAGGACCAACGGCUUGAAACAGAUUGAUCUCAAUAGCUUGAAAUGGACCCCACCCAUAUGUGAACCUGUGUAGGACCUGGUGCCCGUUUCAUAAAACUUGUUAUAAUAGCAUAUUGUCAGUAACAGUUAAGCUACUGAAAUCCUUCGAUUUCAUUGGCUGACAGUAAACUUGUUAAAGAAAUUUUGCAUGUGUUAUUAUAAUAAGUCUUUAUUAAACAGGAUCCUGGACCGUCCAUGUAACUCUUAGAGACAUUUACAGAACAGAUUGUGGAUAAGAAGUUGCCUUUGUUUGGACGAUAGAGUGUUCCCAUGAGCAGCCAUGUUGGAGGAGAGGGAGAAGAAACCUGUGCAUCAAACUGAUCAAUCACUUUAUUACUGGCUUUGAGCCCUGCGCACACUGCGAUCCAUUGCGGUCCGAAUUUCAAAGAAAUUGUAAUGACAUUUGAUAUGAACUUUCCAACCAAUAAAACCUUAGCAAUUAAAGUUCAGAAUAGUAAUAGGAGGACUAUCUGAACUUUAAAUUCAGUUCGAACCUUUCUUGUAGAAAUAGAAGCAUUUUUAAAUCUGAAUCAUUAUGACAUCAUCAGUAGCGACUUGAAGCCGAUUUGCACACUACUACACAGACAGGGUGUGCUGCAAAGUAAAAUUUUGGUUUUAUUUAUUAUUCCUAACAUUAGGUUGUACUUCAAAUGAAAUGAUUUUACUUUGAAGUUCAUAUUUAAUGCAAAAUGCGAUUUUUUUUUUUUUUUUAAUUUGCAUCGUAUCGGAUCGCAUUGUGUGCUCUGGGGCCCGUUGCAGAAAGAAUUGCGAUCAACCGCAACUCUACAAAUCAUGCGCAACUUGAUUUUCAACCAAUCAACAGCGUGCAUUUGGGAAGUUGUGAUUGAUUUUUUUACUUGCGUUUAAACGAAACUCUUUCUGCAACGGACCCCUAGGCUUAUUGCACACAUGUCUUGGUUGUGUCCUCUAUCAUGGCUGCAGUGAGAACACUCUCUAGUCAUGCCUGCCUCAUUGGACACUCUGUAAGUUGAAUAAAUUCCCAACUCAAAGUAAUUGUCAGAACCGGGGACUAUCCUAAAAGGACCUUUGUGCCCCCCAUUCCAUAAAUUCUACCAUUAUGGUAACUUUGCCGUCCAAUGGUAACCUUCAUAAAAUCGUUCAUUCAAAUUGGUC
Lytechinus variegatus (green sea urchin) is the source of this 3052-nucleotide messenger RNA. RefSeq names its product histone acetyltransferase KAT7-like. The transcript has 11 exons. Gene Ontology annotation, molecular function: histone acetyltransferase activity; zinc ion binding. Gene Ontology annotation, biological process: regulation of DNA-templated transcription. The record is from RefSeq and is a predicted model, not a curated record. Bases 162 to 1952 code for a protein of 596 amino acids. Gene Ontology annotation, cellular component: nucleus. NCBI's taxonomy places the organism in Eukaryota, Metazoa, Echinodermata, Echinoidea, Temnopleuroida, Toxopneustidae.